Spirodela intermedia is the source of this 816-nucleotide messenger RNA. Lineage: Eukaryota; Viridiplantae; Streptophyta; Magnoliopsida; Alismatales; Araceae. The record is from the annotation of a GenBank genome assembly.
AUGGCGAAGGAGAUCCCUGAGCUGGACUACUGGAGGAAGUUCUUCCGCUGCGCCACCCCGGAUAUCUUCCAUGUGAUCGACCAGGCGAUCCGGGUGGCCGCAGCGGACUCCCCCGCAGAGCUUUGUCGCCGCAGGGAUCGCAUCGCCGAGAAGCUCUUCUCACCUCACCCGCCCGAGCUCUCGCGAUGCGACGAACCCACAAGGAACGGGCUCCCUGAGAAGAAAGUAGAUCUGGAUCGCAUCGGCCGGGAGAAGCAGAUCAAGGCUGGUAGUAACGGCGGCGCCCCCCAGGCUGGAGAGGCCGUGACAGAUCCCACAAAGACGGAGACCAGGAGCCAGAUCAUUAGGGAUAUAUUGAAGAUUACGGAGACUCUGCUACAGGACAAAGCUCUUAUGGUUCGGUUCUUCAAUCUUUUCCACUCCUUCGAGUUUCUCUUUAAUAGCUGGAAUCGUUCUGCUUCAGGCGAUUUUUCCGCAACGAUUCAUUCACAAGACGUCCUUUUUCGUUAUUUUUCAUUAAACGCAGACGACCGACGACGCCGCCGAAAUGGCGGUCCGAGACAAAGUUGAAAACUCCAAGAGGAAGCUCCACGCUGGGUACCAGAAAGCCAGCGACGGUGAGUGGAUUUCUACUUUCUGCCGUAGAGGAUGAACAAGCUUUUUAUGUUAAGAUAGAGCCAACGAUGGGACGCUAACCGGGGGACGCCGUCUUUCUCCGGGAGUGCAGCGAAGAAGAUGAGGAUGGUUCACAUCGUGUCGCUGAAGGACGCACCUAAGCCGGGGCCCGAUCCCAAGGAACCACGACGCUGGCGUUGA